Molecule: messenger RNA, 1541 nt
Organism: Cajanus cajan (pigeon pea)
Lineage: Eukaryota; Viridiplantae; Streptophyta; Magnoliopsida; Fabales; Fabaceae
Source: RefSeq, a predicted model, not a curated record
CGUGCUAUACACACGUGCGACUUCAAAACAUAGUUCAGCCCUGUGUUACUGUUCAGUCGAGGUUUAGGGUUUUAUUCGUUCGGUAACAGACGUCACCCUCACAUCUUCAUCGCUGGUAUCUUAACGUUGAGUGUAAUGGAUUCGGAUACUGAGGACAGAAUGUCCAAAUUGCCCAAGAAGGAGAAACACAAGAAGAGCAAGAAGAAAAAGGAUGUUCCACCUCAAACUGAUCAAAUUGAGGUGGAUGUCGAGGUUGUCCAUGAGCACCCCAAUAAAACCCCUCCUGUUGUUGGUUAUUUCCCUUCCGGCUUUGAUCCACUCAAGGAUCAUGGUGGUGCCCCCGAUUUUCAAGUUUACCGGCACCGGAACCUGCCCAAGAGGAUGCAGCUUGUGGUUAGCCCUGCCGGUUCUGCGGUGGAAUUCGUCGGAACCAGUUAUGCUGGCGAGGCUACGGCCGGACACCGGGCCAUGUAUGCGAUUGGGGUUCUUGACAAGGAAGCUCAGACCCUGAAGAUUGUGCCUAUUGCUGGUAAUAAGAUAUUCAGAUUGGAGCCAAAGGUUAAAGGUAUGGGAGCUGCUGACAGUGAGCCUGCUCAUUCGACGUUGGAAGAGAUGACUCCACAGCAGAAGUUAGCAGAGACUACUGCUAUAUGGGGAACAAAGAGGGAUAUGGAGAAGGUAUCUUCUGACUCAUAUUUAACCCUUUUGCUAGUUGUGCUAUCAUCAGCUACAGAACCUGAAUUCAAGGUGAAAAGUCUUAAAGGGGAUGGUUUGUGGGAAUACGUUAACAUAAAAUCUCUUAAUUUGUUUACCCCAUUUGCUUUGGGUAAGCUUGGAAGGGAAGGUGGCCAGUGGGAAAUUGGUUGGGGAGCAAAGCUCUAUUUUUUAUGUUUACAGGAUGAGUCGGAAAAGAGGAAGCUUUCCUGCAUGUUCUCAUACAUCAAUCAUCUUAUAAAGUUCAAAGAUCAGUUUUCUUUUAACGCUUCCUCUGCCAAGACCCAUAAAAUCCCCAACAUUCUGCGUCAUAAAUUUUCAACCAUGUUUGCUGUUUCUGAAUCAAAAAGGCUUCCCCCUGAAAAGAUUAGUCUUCUCAUUUGUUAUGUCUUGGUGCUUACGCUUUUCUCUGACGAGUUCCGAACUGACUACACAGAUAUAGCAAAGGAUCUGAGCAUGAGCGCGAUGUCUGUGAGACAACUCUAUGAGCAAUUGGGUUGCAAAAUUUCCCGCCAGAGUAACUGCUUCUUUGCCACGCUUCCUGUCCCUCUUAAAUUUCCUGAUUUAAGGCUUAGGAAGCGGAAAAGGUAGAAGAUGGAUCACCUUUUGAGUCCUUUUUGGGGGUCAUUUACUUGUCUGUCAGUCUCUUUGGUGCAGUGAUGUCAAAAAUUGCUAUCUAACACCUCCUGAUAGGAUAUUUGUUAUUAUUUUGUAUUUGCAUACUUUUGAUCCGUGUUUGCUGUAUUGGUAUUUUAAGAAGUGAUUUUGAAAUUAGCAUACUCAAAUUAUUCUGAUAAAAGAUUAUUUAGUUCUUCACUGCUGUUGAA